Messenger RNA from Babesia bigemina, 1719 nucleotides. Its product is annotated as lysyl-tRNA synthetase, putative. The transcript has a single exon. The coding region runs from base 1 to 1719 and encodes 572 amino acids. Gene Ontology annotation, biological process: lysyl-tRNA aminoacylation. Gene Ontology annotation, cellular component: cytosol; cytoplasm. The record is from RefSeq and is a predicted model, not a curated record. Gene Ontology annotation, molecular function: tRNA binding; ATP binding; lysine-tRNA ligase activity. Lineage: Eukaryota; Apicomplexa; Aconoidasida; Piroplasmida; Babesiidae.
AUGGCAUUCGCAACUCCAGGGAGAAUAUGCGGGACACGAACAAGGUGUGAGGGGUCAGCCCGCCCUGUAGACAUACUGGGGGUGCCUUCGCGAUUGUAUGCGUCGGAUCCGGUGGGUCCCGCCACUUCAACGGCUACCGAACAUGCGGUGAAUCCUACUUCAUCCGCCGAACGUGCAGCGACUCUGCCGAACGGCUCAGCUGAUGAUGGCUCGGGCUACGAUGCGGAGGCGCUGGCUGCCGCUUUCACCCACGGAGCCAGCGCGCCGAUGCUGCGGCAGAUCAGCAGCCGUCUGGCGAAGAUGCGGACCAUCAAAGGAGAUCUGCGUGUCGACCCGUACCCCGAGGUGAGCGAGGAGAGCGCUCGUACGGUCGUCGACGUCGGCCGCAUUGCAGCCGCUCACGCCGAUCUUGGUGACGGGGAAGAGGUGGAAUCUAUAAAGUACCGCGUGCGCGGGCGCAUCAAGUCGAUCCGAUUUGACGGCUUGUUUGUGGUAAUCGAGGACGUCAAGGGCCACGGCCUGCAGGUCAUGUUCAGACGCCACCAGGACAUCGCGGUCGGCGGCGCGUCGUUCAGCGCCAACCGUGUUGGAGAUGUGCUCGAUAUCGGCGACAUCAUACUUGUAGAGGGGCACCCGAAACGCACGGCCACGGGCGAGAUGACGUUGGUGGCACACUCCUUGGGGGUGCUCGCCAAAUGCCUGCUGCCGAUGCCCGACGGCUUCCACGGCCUGAAGGACGUCGAUACGCGACAGCGACUGCGCCACCUGGAUAUAAUGACGUCCGCGGAAACUAAGCGGCUGCUACAGCAACGGUCGCACAUGGUCUGGAUGCUGCGCCAGUUCCUCCACGGCCGGGGUUAUGUGGAGGUCGAGACGCCGGUCCUCUACCACGGGUACAGCGGCGCGCAGGCUACGCCGUUUGUGACGCGCUCGGAGGCGCUCGACCAGCGGCUGUAUCUCAGGAUCGCGCCCGAGUUGUUCCUGAAGCGCCUGGUCACCGCCGGCCUCGCCGAUAGGGUCUUCGAGAUCGGCAAGUGCUUCCGCAACGAGGGAACGAGCACGCACCACUCCCCCGAGUUCACGAUGCUCGAGCUGUACCAGCAGAUGGCGGGCAUGGGGGACAUGAUGCGGAUGACGGAGGAGAUUGUGGCGACGGUCGCAACGGGGCUGCGCGUCGCCGUCCCCAAGUUCACGACCAAGUCGAUGAGCGCGCUCAUAGAGGAACAUGCAGGGGUCAAGGUGGAACAGUGCAGCAGCGAACAGCUGGUGGCCGCGCUGGCGGAGAGAGGCGUGGACGAGACGGCGUUGCACGACACGACUUGGGGCGGCCUGGUUUGCGCCCUUUUCAAGCAUGCCGUCGAGGGCAAAAUACUCGAGCCCACGCACGUCACAGCGCUACCCGCCGACUCAUCGCCACUGGCGGCGGUUGACGCGGACGGCGUCCACGGACGCGUGUUCGAGUCGUACCUCGGCGGCCUGGAGUUCGCGCACGGAUGCACCGAGGAGUGCGACCCCGUCAAGCUCCUGCGCAAACUGGAUCGCUGCAGGCAGGAAGGGCUGAGCAGCUCGAGGGACACCGAGUUCCUCAACGCCGUGGCGUACGGAAUGCCGCCCACAGCGGGGCUAGGCAUCGGGAUCGACAGGCUCCUGAUGGCCCUCACCGGGGCAACCAGCAUCAAACACACGCAGACAUUCCCGCUGCUGAAAAAUGUAGAAUAG